GCGUUGAAUAUCCCAGCCUCCAGCGCCGUCUGCGCCGCUGACUACUACUAUCUACUGCCGACAAGUACACCACCGCAUGAGGUCGCCGCCGCCCAGCUCCCUCUCGAAGCAAGACGUCCCCGCCGUCUACCUGGAGACGUGACUUCGUCCUGUUCGUCUCUCGUCGACCGCGGCUUCACCCCCCUUCCCCCCCAUCCCGCUCUCCGUCGCUGCUUUCUCCGCCCUCUCAACCCUCUCUCGGGUGCCGCUGGCUGCCCCAACCGUCGGGCAUCGUCCCCAGCCAGAACUUCACUACUCCGGCCUGCACCCAACCUCCGAAGCCCUUCGCCGCACCUCCUCGUGACCACCGAGUGACCAGAAACCGCUCCUCCCGCCCCGGCACGCGCUGGCCUCCGUCAGCUAUCCCAUGGUAAUGAGCAGGCCAAAUGAUCAUGGCCCGCAAAAUCAUGACUCUCAACCAGCCUCGCACCUUACGCAGCGGUUCGUCACGAACGAGAUCAUCCUCCCCAAAAAUAAGAGCACCAGCAAUCUCCUGUCACAUGCCUCGAGCUCCGGAAUCACCAUAGAUACAUUGCGACCUCGAAUGUCAUUAGAUGCAGGAUCAUCAGAUAAAGUAGCGAGGUCCCCAAUUGUCCCGGAACAUGAGCAUGGCCUUGGAGCGUCCGGCCUCCGUAGAAUACGCCAGCAACCUUUACCACGACCACUAUCUGGACACAAUUUCGGUGCUCAGCCGAGAUCUGCGUCGUUGAGCCUCGCCCUUCCAAGAUCGCGAAACCCAUCGGCAUCCCUACAAUCUGGUUCUGCAUCGCCCACCCUCAACUUCAGUGAAGACCUGUCUAGAUUUCCCUCCGAGUCGUUACACUCGUUCUCAUUCGCCCAUCAGUCGGAAGAGUUCAUCCACAGUCGGCAAAAUGUCUUGAAACGGUCUAUAGAUUUUAUGCGUGACAGACUUGGCUGGGCGGCGAGCAACCCCGGAUUGGCCAAUGCUCAAGCGAAGUUGAGCGGCGACCAAGAAGUUCAGAGCAUGAUGGAACUACUCACUAGAGCGAACUUGAUAGGACAAGAUGCGUCCCGAGCGUACGGCUUGGGCUCCAAGGGACCCCUUACUGGACCACCAGACAUGUCCGGGGAAAACGUCUUCGCCAAAAGCUUCCUGCCAAGGUCUGAGAGCCCGGACAGCUUUGACGAUGACGUUUCUCCUAGGGCCGAAAGAAAGGCAGAGUCGAUCCAAGAAGCUAGGCUCUUACCAUCCGAAACUUCUAAAGCAACACAAUCCAAGCUUGUAGACUCGGCUGGACUUUCCGGACACCAUACAUUUGGAUCUUCAGACAUGGUGGAAGCGCCUCCUCCGCCCUCUCUAUCCCCUCGAGCUGCGCUGAAACGAACACUAACGGACACCGCUCCGCUCACGAUCCAAAGCCAACUGAACGACGCCAUGGCACAGCCCUACCUCAUCGGCGAUCAAGGACCCAGCAAUCAUCUUGCAUCACCUACAGGCGUUCCCCCGACAUCCCACCCCAAUAUGUCGGGGCCGCAUAGUGCAGGGCCUGCCCCCCAUGGACAUGGAAGCCGGUGGGCUCCAGCGGCCCAAGCAAUAUUUACCACCGAGGCUCAAGCCCCCUGGACAAUCACCGCCGCGAAUGACCUAGCAUGCCUAGUAUUCGGGGUAACCAGAGCCGAAGUACGAAAGUUGGGAAUUCUAGAAGUGGUAAGAGAAGAGCGGAGAAAGUGGUUGGAGGAUAAGCUAAAGAAUCCGGAAUCCGGAUCAAAGCCGUCACGAGAGCCUUACAGCCAAAGUCAGCGUACGAGUCCAACUCCAACGACUUCUUUGAAUGUUGGCAAUGGUGUGACCGCAAAACUACUCAGCAAACCUCCUUCUCGGCAACUCCAGCAGAGCAGGAGAUCCAAGACCGAUGAUGGCAGUGGGGCGACAUUUGCAUCGAAAAAGAAUGUCAAAGGGGCUUUGAACCAUGCUUCAAAGGGAUCGAGGGGUGUUCUGCUAUGUGGCGACGUGGUUCCGAUCCAGAAACGCAACGGUGCCCUUGGAUCAGCUAGUCUAUGGGUGAAAGAGAAGCGCGGUGGCCUAAUAUGGGUUCUGGAGGAAAUUGCUGAAGACGUUGUCUAUGUUAGCGUAGAUGAGGUGGGGUGCGUGACGACAGGGCAAGGAGCCGUAGAAGCUGUCUGGGGAACCGAAAGGUUGCGAAGAGGAAUGGACAUCAAGCGACUGAUCCCAGCAAUACCAAGGCUUGCAGGAACCAACACGGGUGCUCUGGAUUACGAAAAGAUCGCGCAAGUUAAAACUUUCACGGCUAGGACAUCCAACAGCAUCAAUAUACCCGUCACUGUGGAACAACUUUCCGGCGAACCAACUUUCAGGGUGUCAAGCUUUCCGCACAUUGCCGGCAUCAUAGUUCUCUCUGCGUCGAGUCUGGCAGUGACGAGCUCCAAUACAGUCUUCUCAUCCGCCUUAUUUGGCCAGCCAAAGCCGGAUGGACUUCACAUUACGGAGCUAAUCCCUGGAUUCGAUCGGAUCCUGCACGUCAUGACCGACGAGGACAAGAUAGAGUUGGUGGAUGGGAUCGUAAUUCCGGAACACAGUUUCCGGCGCGCCAGAGCCCUUUUGGCCAUGAGGGAAGGCAAGGCGGAUGCUGCUGCUGUCUUCCUUCGACCCAGCGGUCUCCCAGCACGGCACUCGGAUGGUGCGGAGAUCAUGGUUGACGUACAAAUGAGGGUUGUUAAAAGCGAAAAGUCGAACAUACGUUAUGGCGACCAUAUCAUCACAGAAGAAGCCGAAUCACACGAGAGCUCGCCGUCGCCAGAAUUAGUCUAUGCCCUGUGGGUCACGUAUUCGAGGCAUUUGCAUGCAACAAACCAUGGCACUGGACCAGUUACGCCCCUUGUAUCUCGGCCUGGAACUCCGCCACGUCAGCCUUCACCUGGACAACCUUUGAGCGUCGUGAGCCCCCAAGACAUGGACACGGACGAAUCCAAGCAAGACCCAGUCCAUGUCUCGCUUCUUACAAAGCAAUUCCAGGAAGCAAUGAAACUGCCGGUAUCUAUGACCCCCAAGGACAAGGAAGUUGCCGAAAACGUCGAGACCAUGGACCCACCGAAGAAGAAAACUAUCAACGACUUUGUUGUGUUGGAAGACAUGGGACAGGGUGCUUACGGGCAGGUCAAACUGUGCCGAUACAAGAAGAACAGUAGUAAAAAGGUAGUCAUCAAGUACGUGACGAAACGUCGCAUUCUCGUUGAUACGUGGACAAGAGAUCGGCGGCUCGGGACGGUGCCUCUUGAGAUCCAUGUUCUGGAUUAUCUGCGCCGAGAGGACUUCAAGCAUCCGAACAUCGUUGAAAUGUCGGACUUCUUCGAGGACGACAUCAACUACUACAUAGAGAUGGUACCCCACGGUCUCCCCGGCAUGGACCUCUUUGACUAUAUUGAGCUGCGCGUCAAUAUGGACGAGGAUGAAUGUCGGCAAAUAUUCGUGCAGGUCGCCGAGGCUAUUCACCACUUACAUACGAAAGCAAAAGUGGUCCAUCGCGAUAUCAAAGACGAGAAUGUCAUCCUUGAUGGGGAAGGCAAUAUCAAGCUAAUCGAUUUUGGAAGUGCGGCAUACAUCAAGAAUGGGCCCUUUGAUGUUUUCGUUGGAACUAUAGAUUAUGCCGCUCCGGAGGUCCUUGCUGGCAAAUCAUACCGCGGCAAAGAACAAGACGUUUGGGCACUUGGCAUUUUGCUCUACACUAUCGUUUACAAAGAGAACCCCUUCUACAGCAUUGACGAGAUCAUGGAUCACGAUUUGCGGGUCCCGUAUAUUAUGAGCGAGGAAAGUAUCGAAUUGAUCAGGCUGAUGCUAAAUCGCGAUGUCGAUAAGCGCAUCACCAUCACUCAAGUGUUGGAGCACCCGUGGUGUAGAUUAGGGGCCUAAUUACGCCUGCAGGACAAAGCGUGGGCCCAUUCAGGGCGCUAUAAAGCCUAGACGAGAGCUAUUUAUACGACUACGAUCUAAGAAUAGCGAUUUAUUAUUAAGUGAUAAAUCGCAUAGACGUUAAAUCUAGCGAGCAUUUAGGGACUCGGAGCGAGCAUAUAGAUCUGCUUAAAAAGAACUGUUCGAGAUUUUUAUAAGGCUGCCUGUUUAAAUAGAUAUAUACUUUAUAGAAAAGGGCUUCUAUUUAUUUAUACACCCCUUUUCUAUUCUAUAUAUAUACACCCCCGUAUAUUAUUACACGUAUACGCCCUUUUAAAACGCCCU
Messenger RNA from Mytilinidion resinicola, 4252 nucleotides. Its product is annotated as Pkinase-domain-containing protein. NCBI's taxonomy places the organism in Eukaryota, Fungi, Ascomycota, Dothideomycetes, Mytilinidiales, Mytilinidiaceae. The coding region runs from base 407 to 3928 and encodes 1173 amino acids. The record is from RefSeq and is a predicted model, not a curated record. Gene Ontology annotation, molecular function: protein serine/threonine kinase activity; ATP binding. Gene Ontology annotation, biological process: negative regulation of glycogen biosynthetic process; intracellular signal transduction; protein phosphorylation. Gene Ontology annotation, cellular component: cytosol; cytoplasm; nucleus. The transcript is spliced from 4 exons.